This is a messenger RNA of Bombus impatiens (common eastern bumble bee), 876 nucleotides long. Its product is annotated as tetratricopeptide repeat protein 30A-like. Gene Ontology annotation, cellular component: axonemal microtubule; intraciliary transport particle B. The record is from RefSeq and is a predicted model, not a curated record. Bases 12 to 857 code for a protein of 281 amino acids. NCBI's taxonomy places the organism in Eukaryota, Metazoa, Arthropoda, Insecta, Hymenoptera, Apidae. The transcript is spliced from 3 exons. Gene Ontology annotation, molecular function: protein binding; intraciliary transport particle B binding. Gene Ontology annotation, biological process: intraciliary transport.
GUAACAAACAUAUGGAAAUAUUACGGAAAGCAACAAAAAGAGUUCAGGAAGCACGAUUAAAUCAUGACGAUAGCGCUGUUAAAAAAGCUGUUAAUGAUUACGAGGAAGCUUUGGAAAGAUAUGUUCCAGUUUUAAUGGCACAGGCUAAAAUUUACUGGGAACUUGGAAAUUAUACGCAAGUUGAAAAGAUUUUUAGGAAAAGCGUCGAAUUUUGCAAUGAACAUGAUAUAUGGAAAUUAAAUGUAGCUCACACCCUUUUUAUGCAAGAAAAUAAGUUUAAAGAAGCAACGGGAUUUUAUGAGCCAAUUGUUAGAAAAAGAUAUAAUAAUAUUUUAGAUGUGAGCGCUAUAGUACUCGCAAAUUUAUGUGUAAGUUAUAUCAUGACAUCCCAAAAUGCGGAAGCUGAAGGAUUAAUGAAAAAGAUAGAAAAAGAAGAGCAAGUUGUUUCACGAGAGGAUCAAGAUAAAAAAUUAUUUCAUUUAUGUAUUGUGAAUUUGGUAAUCGGAACUUUAUAUUGUUCUAAAGGAAAUUACGAAUUCGGUAUAUCUAGGGUAAUGAAAAGUUUGGAACCUUACAAUAAAAAGUUAGGAACAGAUACUUGGUUUUACGCGAAGAGGUGUUUUCUAUCCCUUUUAGAACAGUUGGCUAAACAAUUAGUAGUUUUAAAAGACACUAUACUCCAGGAGUGUAUACAAUUUUUAGAACACUGUGAAGUUUACGGAAGGGACGUGGUAACAGUAAUAGAAGAGCCUUUUGAUAUGCAAGAUAUAUUUUCUAUUACUCCAAAUGGAAAGCAAACGGUUGUUUAUGAAGCGCGAUAUUUGAAAGCCCUAUUUUUGAAAUUGCAGAUGUCUUAAAUAUAUAUAUAUAUAUAUA